Molecule: messenger RNA, 3732 nt
Organism: Elephantulus edwardii (Cape elephant shrew)
Lineage: Eukaryota; Metazoa; Chordata; Mammalia; Macroscelidea; Macroscelididae
Gene: MEI1
Product: meiosis inhibitor 1
Exons: 30
Coding region: 1-3732 (1243 amino acids)
Biological process (GO): meiosis I
Source: RefSeq, a predicted model, not a curated record
AUGGAGCUGGCCGGACCCCAUGGCCGCCUGGCCCCCGCACCCCCGGGGACUCGGGGUUCUCCUCCCUGGAGACCUCCAGGAGCCGUGGCUCAGGGGCAUUCGGGUCAGGUGGAGGUGUUGUUGGUGCGCAAGAAGCAUGUAGUGUCCUGCUUCCGAGAUGCUCUUGUAAGAUACACCUCCCUCAUCACUCAGCUGGUGGCUCAGGACCAGAGGGUCUGCAUCCACUUCAUAAACACAAUUUUUGUCCUUAUCCAGCUUAUAACACAGCUGAAACUGGAGCAGAUCAUUCAUUGCCUGCUGGAUGAAUGCCACAAAGAGUUGUGUAACAUGCCCUCCAUACGAGACAGUCUGGCCACCUUGACCUUUCUCGGCAAGCUGGUGGAUGCCAUCCCUGCUCUAGCAGACACACUUGUAAUGGAACAUGGCAACCUGAUGGAUCAUCUGGCGAGGGGUCUGUUGUACCCGAAUGAGGGGAUUCAAGCUUCCACCUGUUACCUCUAUGGGAAGCUGUAUGCAGCACCAGCGGCAGCCCAGAAACUCUCUGGCCAUUUCCGAGAGAAGCUAUGUCCCGUCUUCCUGUCUACCCUGGAAAGUGCACAGACAAAGGAGCUACAAAUCAACUGCUUGGGUUUGCUGAGGCAGCUGCUGAAGUAUGACCUCUUUGUGACCAUGUUAAUGAACAAGUCGAUACUGCUGGAAAAUGCUGAGAGUGUCGAGGGGCUGCCACGAGAGACUUCACUGCCUUUAGUGCUCAAAAAGCUUCUCCUGUCUAGAGAAGAGACUCUGCAGGUGGCCAGUGCCCACUGUAUAACUGCGGUGCUUGUCCACUCUCCAGCAAAGCAUGCCCCGGCCUUCAUCCAUGCUGACAUCCCAGAGUUCCUCUUCGAGCAUCUUUCCUCUUCCAGUGAAGUGCUCAUCUGGUCCAUCUACAGCUGCUUGAUCCUCCUGGCCGAAGAGCCACUCUUCUUCUCCAAGUGCCACACGGUGUAUGGCAUCGAGUCGGUGGUGAGGAGCCUACACAGCAGCCUGAAGGUGAACAACACAGAGCUGCACAAGCAGGGCAUGAUACUCUUUGCUGAGAUCCUGACUCGGCAGCCAGAGGAGAUCAAGCUGUUCACAAGCUCAGCCAUGUGCCAAGAUGCGAGCCAGGCCCUGCAAGAUGCGGUGAGCAGCCCUGUGCUGGAGGUGGCCGCUGAGGCUGUGAAGGCCAUUUCUGCUUUUCUGAGGAAGGAUCACCAGAGUUGUCCUCCAGUGCAGUAUAGGGCACUGCAGGCCCUGGUGCAAGCCAUGCUGAGCCGCUGUGUGGAUGUGUCCCAGGCACCACUGAACAGGAGAGCCUUGGGCCAUGACCACGGCAGAGACUCAGGCAAGGCCAUUCUGCGCAGGGGCAAGUUCCUCCUGAGCACUCUGAAGGGAUUCCGGAACGCCUGCAGGUUGGCUGUGGAAUUCCAGAGUGAGCCUUCAGCCCAGGAGAAUCCCUUCACAGCCCCUAGUGCUGAGAAAGAAGACACUUUGGAAGCCUUCUCAGAAUUUCUCCUCAGUGCCUGUGACUCCUUGUGUGUCCCCAUGGUGAUGAGACACUCAGAACAGGCCACCCACCCAGCCCUGAUGGAAGUUUUCCUCUCAACUCUGCACGACCUCUUUGUCAUUGUGCCUCACAUGAGGGAGAAGUUCUCCAAGAAGCUUGCUGCCUCAUCCUUCAUACGGCUGACCCUGGAGCUGAAGGCCCGGUUCUGCAGUGACCUAAGUCACUCAACCCUAAACCAGGUGUGUUCCAGUUUCCUCUACUACAUGUGCCUCAACCUCCUCUCUGCUCCAGAGAAGGCAAGACCACCUUCUGGAGAAGAACUCUCUGCAGUGUCUGAUCUUCUGCAGCGUGGGCUGCCCCAGAUAAGCAGCAGGGGCCCUGAAAACCUUGUCCUCCUGUCUGAACGCCAGUAUGUGGAGAGAGCUGCUCGUGAGAAACAGUACUGCAUCCUACUCCUCUUCUACCUGGCCUACAUCCACGAGGACAGGCUUGUUUCCGAGGCAGAGUUAUUUGUGGCUGUGCAGAGCUUCCUCCUGUCUCUGCAGGACCAGGGUGAGCAUCCCCCACUAGUGGUCUUCAGAGCCUCCAUCUAUCUGCUUGCCUUCUGCCAGGACAAGGAUGGUGCACUAGACAAGGCUGCAGUCAGUGCCAUCAGAAAAUUCCUCGAGAGCAUCUCAGACUUACAGCUGGUCUACACCCACCAGCCCCCUCUGCUCAGGUUCUUCCUGCUGUAUCCAGAGCUGAUGAGCAGGUUUGGCCACCGGGUCCUGGAACUUUGGUUCUACUGGGAAGAGAUCAACUGUGAGGAGGAUGACAGCACUUCUGCUGGACAGCAGCCGCCCCUUCCAGCCAACGUGACAGCCCUGUUCCUCAUCCUCAGAAGCAGCACCAGCAUUCUGCUCAUCUUGCUGGACCUCAUGUAUUCCAGCCCAGUGGACACAGCCAGGAAGGUACUGAUUGUUUUGAAGACAUUUCUGAAAAGGAAUGAAGAUGUCCAAGUGGGUGGUCUCAUCCGAGGCCACUUCCUGAUGACUUUACAGCAUCUCCUGCUGGAGUACAGACCCUCCAGCCCAGGUCAGUAUGCAGCCUCGGGGAACCUGCCUCUGCUGCUGAGCCUCCUCUCCUUAGUGCAGCUGCGCAGUGAGUCAGAGCAAGAGCUGGACAGCAUGGCCGUGAAGCUGCUUCACCAGGUGAGCAAGCUGUGCGGGAAAUGCAGCCCCAAAGACAUGGACAUCCUGCAGCCCUCCUUCAACUUCCUGUACUGGAACCUUCAUCAGACCACGCCCAGCAGUCGGCAAAGAGCCACCGCGGUGCUCCUGAGCAGCACGGCCCUGAUGGAGCUUCUAGAGAAGCUGCUGGCACUCACCUGGGCUGAGGUGGACUCUCCCAAAACCGGAACUGCAAUCCUCUGCUCUGCCUGGCUGCUCACCACCUCCCUCUCUACCCAGCAGCACAAUAGCAAUUUGCAGGUUCACCACACACUGUCUGUGGAGUUGGACCAGCUCUUGAAUGUCCUUAGCUUUCCCAGGAAACGGGCUGCGUUGUUGUCAGCUGCCAUCAUCCACUUCCUGCGGACAGCCCUGCGACAAGACUUCAGCUCUGCCCUGGUGACCCUCAUGCCCUCAGGGGCCCAGGUGCCACCAACCCCUGGGGACACUGUGCUUGCUCCAUUGAGGACAUCAAAAGUGCUGUCCUUGGUUGUCAGCCUGCAGAACCUCCUCGUGCAGAAGGAUCCCCUGCUGUCCCAGGCCUGUGUUGGCUGCUUGGAGGCCUUGCUUGACUACCUACACGUCCGGAGCCCAGAUGUCGCGUGCCACGUGGCCUCCCAGCCCUGGAAUCGGUUUUUGCUGUUUACCCUCUUGGAUGCGGGAGAAAAUUCCUUCCUCAGACCUGAAGUCUUGAGGCUCUUGACCCUGUUCCUGCGGUUCCGGAGCACCACUGUCCUCUCUCCUGAAGAAGUGGGUCAUGUUCUGCGAGCCGCAGCGCGGGUGGACCUGUCCGCACUCACGAGCACCACGCUGCAGGCUCUGCGUGGCUUCUUACUGCAGGUUCAGCACAUGGGUCUCCUGGCCGAUCCCAGUGCAGCCCAGGCCCUGCAGGCAUCGUUGGAAGGCCUUUGGCCACCUUCCUCGGCCCAACCGCCCUCACAGGACAUGCUCAUCCUGGGAGGGGUGGCCGUGUCCCUGUCCCACAUCAGAGACUGA